CCGGGGCUGGAGCGUGUCUGGGUCUGGGUGCUCGGGGCGCGCGUGCGCGAGCGGUGCAGCAGCGGCCGCGGGAGGAGGGAGCUCAAGUAUUAUGGGCUGUGGGCGCUGCUGAACAAGAUGGAGCUGUCUGCAGUGGGAGAGCGGGUGUUUGCGGCCGAAUCCAUCAUCAAGCGGCGGAUCCGAAAGGGACGCAUCGAGUACCUGGUGAAAUGGAAAGGUUGGGCGAUCAAGUACAGCACUUGGGAACCCGAAGAAAAUAUCCUGGACUCCAGGCUGAUUGCGGCUUUCGAGCAGAAGGAGAGGGAGCGGGAACUCUAUGGGCCGAAGAAGAGGGGACCCAAGCCGAAAACUUUCCUGCUGAAGGCCCGAGCCCAGGCCGAGGCCCUGCGCAUCGGCGAUGUCCACUUCUCGGUCAAGCCCGGCUCCAGUGCGACCUCCCCUAAGCUGCACUCGAGCGCCGCCGUGCAUCGUCUCAAGAAAGACAUCCGGCGGUGCCACCGCAUGUCCCGGCGCCCUCUGCCCCGCCCGGACCCGCAGAGUAGCGGAGGGCCGGGGGCCAGCCCGGGCAUGAGGCCGCCCAUCUCGCCCUUCUCCGAGACUGUGAGGAUCAUCAACCGCAAGGUGAAGCCCAGGGAGCCCAAGAGAAGCCGCAUCAUCCUCAACCUGAAAGUCAUCGACAAGGGCGCCAAGAGCUCCGCGGGGGGCGCCGGCGGCGGUGCCCUGGCUCGCCCCAAGAUCCCUUCCCGCAACCGAGUCAUUGGCAAGAGCAAGAAGUUCAGCGAGAGCAUCCUGCGCACCCAGAUCCGCCAUAUGAAGUUUGGGGCCUUCUCCAUCUACAACAAGCCCUCCCCGAGCCCCACUCCACCCCCUGUGCCCGCUGGCAAGCCCGAGGAUGGGUCCUCCCAGGGCCCUGCCCCGCCACCCCGGGGGCUCAUUCUGGCCGCAGCCCCCUAUGACAUCCGCAGCUCCGGCUCCUCAGGAUGCCCCUCCCCGACGCCGCACUCCUCUUCCGACCCCGACGACUCGCCCCCCAAGCUUCUCCCGGAGACCCUCAGCCCGGCGGUCCCCGACUGGCGCGAAUCCGAGGUGCUCGACUUGUCCAUCCCGCCCGAGUCUGCCGCUACCAGCAAGCGGUCACCCCCCGGAGGAGGGGAGGGGGGCCAGACCCCUCCUUCGUCCUCGCCCCCGCCUCCCUCUUCUGACCCUGAGCAGGAGGCUGGGGACUGGCGUCCAGAGAUGUCUCCAUGCUCCAACGUGGUGGUCACAGAUGUCACCAGCAACCUCCUGACAGUCACCAUCAAGGAAUUCUGCAACCCCGAGGAUUUUGAGAAGGUGGCACAGGGGGCUGGGGCCGGGGGUGGGGGGAACAGUGGGGGGAGCAAAUGAAGGGAGUUGGGGGGUCUCUACCCAGAGGGGAGGGUUGACUUGGGCAGGGGUCGGGGAUCCUAUCCUGCCCACAUUCACUAUCGAUUUAAUCUCUGCUCCCCCCCUGCACCCACGCACUUCACCCCCGCCUGUCCUUUGCUGAUUUUAUUUGGCUUACAGGCACCCCACCUCUCUACAACCACCCCUCACCCCAGCCCCAGGAGGGGACAGGAAGAAUGGGAUUGCCUGAGCGGUGGGUGGGCAGGCACAGGACAGGCAGGAUUCUGUCUGUGGGAAGCCCAGUGCAAGUGAGGAAGGGGCAGGUGUGUGCUGGUGUUGUCAUGAAUGAGCCAGGGCUCCCUGCUCUUCCCAGCCUCUCUCCUGUCUUCUCCCAGCCACCUCUGACACACACCUGGGUCCCCACCUGUCCAAGGCUGCUGCCUCUGACAUCUCCUCAUCUGCCCCAGCAGCUUGGAGAACCCGGGCAGCCACGUUGGCGUCUGGCUAAGUCCUCCUUGGGGUUCUAGGUCCUCCCUCUUUCUCCUGCCCUCCCCCCUGCCCCCCGGACCUGGGCACCCAGAGCUCGUGUCUGUUCACUCUCGGUGCUAAACGGGCAGCUGACGGGAUGCUCUCGAGAUCUCCCCCGCUUCCCCCAUCCCCAGGUGCUAAGUCCGUCCUCAGCGCCCCCUCCACUCCUUGAUUUGGCAAUGGGGGCGGAUUUCUUCCUACCUAUUUGGGUCCCACCUCCCUUUGCUGUGGGCAGAUAUGGAGGUCGUGGCUGCCCUCUCCCCAGCAUCCAUGGCCUGAAGCUCCAGGGUAGGAGUCUCUUAUCAGUAGUGUGGGCCCUAGCCUGGGCAGCUGCACUGGGUGGGGAACUUCUGGUCACUGCUUGGCAGGGACACCCCCCUCAGCCCGCUGUCCACACGCAGACAGGCUUCUCCCCUGGUGGCCAGCCCACUCUAUCCCCUGCUAGCCCUCCUCCUUCCUAAUUCUUCUUUGGGGGAGAUGGCCUGAGAGGGUCCCUUCCCCUCCCUCCAAAGACACCCAGGAACCCAAGUGGGCCCCUCUAGUUUGUCAACCAAAGGUGCUAGCAGAGCCUUCUGGGGACACUGUCCUUCCUGUGUGUGUCCAUUGCAUCUUGGCAUGUAUGUGCCUCUGUGUGUGUGUGUGUGUGUGUGUGUGUGUGUGUGUGUGUGCGCGCGCACUGUGGGGGUGUGGGCCAUUCCCCCUCCUUCCCAGCCUUCCCCACUGCUGCCCGCACACCCUGUAUUGGUGCUCCAGUCUCUCUGUGUAUAGAAGGCUUGCUCUUCAUUCCACUUUACCUUCAUUGGCUGUGGGAGGAAUUAUUGAGCAGUACUGCCGAUAGCAAAUCUUCCAGCAUCCCCUGGGGCCUUGGGGGGGGGGGGUCCCACGAAGCCCGAGGUCCCUGGAGAUCUUCUGUCUUCUCACUGGGUCCUCGUGCAUGCUGGGUGGCCUGGUGGGACCUUGGUGGUCUUUUCCUCUUCUCUCUGGCUACCAGACCCAGAGAGCGGGCCAAGAGCUCCGCCUCCUUCUAAGAGGACGGAGAUCCCACACCUUCCCGUUCCCCCCAGGAUCCCAAUCUUUCCUGCUUCCCACAUCCCUUCCACUCUCCGUAGGCAGGAGCGGACCCUGGGUCCUUCCUUCUCUUUCAAGUGGCUUAUCUGAACGUGGGGGUGAGGACGGGGCUCCCAGGAAGGGGGAGCUGACAAAGGGAGGCUGCUGUUCUUUGCAGAUACUUUACUGUGCUUGGUUAGAAGGUAAUUGUUUGGGGGAGUAGAUGUGUCUUGUCCAAGAAGGCUGUUUGAUUCUAGAUUUUGUGUGUGUGUGUGUGUGUGUGUGUGUGUGUGUGUACAUGUGUAUAUACAUGUGUAUCUGUGUGUACGUAUGUGGGUAGGAGUAGAGUGACUCCAGAUACUAAUUAGAAAGGGAAGCAGAGAAGUGGAAAGAGAACGUAAAUAGGAAACUCCCAUCUGUCCCCUCCCUUGGAGCCCUCCCUGUUGUGUCCCCUGGCCCUCCUCAGGACUUGUUAGAAGUAAGGGCCGCUGGCCUGUGAGGGUCAGGGGACAGUGGCCCUCGGGUGGGCCUGGAUAGGGCAUGGGACAUGUGGGCCCAUCCUUUCCUUCCCCUGGUGAAAAGGACCAGAACCCUCCAUUGGCUGGUUGGCUGUCCAAGUGCCGGUCGGCUGUCCCUCUUGGAAGAGCUGGCCUCCCUCCCCACCCCUCUGAUGAAAAUUCACCUGGGCGUCCAAAUCUGGCCGUUUCCGGGGACCCUAGAAACGUGUUUUCUGAGAGUCUGUCAUUCGUGAAGUUUUUUCUUUCUUUCUUAAAAAAAGGGCGGGGGGGGGGGGAGUCGUGUUUUCAAAGGUGAUUUUAUGAUGGGAGAGUGAAAGAACUAGUUUUACAAGAAAAGAAAAAAAAGAUAGAAAAAAUAUUGUGGAAUUCCUACCGGGAGGGGGAAGAAAGAGAUAUUUAAAAAAUAAUAAUAAAUGUGAUUGCACAGCUGUGGUGGGGCUGUCAGCCAGCCGUGUGAAGGGAAGGCCGGGAGAUGAGAGGAAAGCUCUGUAAUCUUGGGAGCGGGCAGGUGGGCGGGAACCUCUCCCCUUCUCCCAGCUCCACUAGAGGUGAGUGCGCAGCCCUAAGGGAUCCGCAAAGUAUCCUCCUCCUCGGCCUAGGGGAGGAGGAAGGGCCAACGUGAGACAGCUCCCCCAUGACAGGAGAGGUCCCCAGGGUCUGAGGGUGGGGCAUGGGUGAAUGGUGCUGAGUUGGGGCUGGCUUGAAGGGUCAUGGUGGGUGGCUCCCUCUAGAGGCUAGACCUGGCCAUGCCCCAGAGGGUAGGAAGCGGGAGAGGCCAGGGCAUGGGGGUUGGGGUGAGGGUGGUGUCUUUGCAAUCCCUUGAGGAGCAAGGUCCCAUGCUUCAGGGGAGAGAGACACCACACCCCACCUCCGCCCCUGGCCAUGGAGCACCACAGUGGAAGGGCCCCAGGGAGGAAGAGGAUAAGCUUUAGAGGAAGGUCAUGUCAAUUCCUCCUUGCCCCGCCCCCAGCAGGGUUUGAUGCCCACCCAAGCCCUAGGCCCAGGAGCAGAGCCUCGGGCCUGGGGUGCCUAGCCCCCCCAGGGGGGGACUGAACGCCUCCCCUCCCAGGUUGUCUGAGCAGAGGGGUGCCCCUUCCCCAAGGCCUCAGCCGCUUGUCCCUUUGCCUCCUAACCAGGCAGAAGCUGCAGUCCACUUCUCUUUAUUUUUGUAUGCCAACUCCCCCAAACCCUGUUCUCCCCAGCCUGAUCUCGUCACGAGAGCCUUUUGGGUUCCCCCAUCGUCCCCACUGUCAUAGGAUAAAGCAGAAAUACCAAGGUCUGGUCUCCUGUGUGAGGCCGUUCCUGUCUAAACUGUGUGACUACCCCCUCCCCAGCCCCCAGAUCGCCUUCUUUUUCCCCCGUCUGUGAAAUGGGUUGGGGGCGGGGAUGUGUUUUCAAAAGCAGUAAAUGGGAGGUGGGAUCAGGGAGCAUCACUGGGUGGUGCCUGGUCCUUGCUCCCAGCAUGCCCAGCACGACAGGGUGGAGGAGAAGAGGGGCCGUGGUGGCUCUGUCCCCACUAUUUCUUAUAGCGCUUUACAAUUCUCAAAGCACUUUCCCCAUCUGUGGUCUCGCUCGGUCCUGGGGAGGCAGGCAUCAUUACUACUAUUUUAAAAUUGCUCAGCAGCCUGGUGUAGCAGAUUAGAGGCUACCUCGGAGUCAGGGAGACCUGAGUUCGUCUCAACUCUGACAUACCCUGAUUGUGUGACUCUGGGUAAGUCGCCUAACCCUUCAGGCCACAGUCAAUUCUGAGACCAGAACAUUCACCAUUCUGUGCUGGUUUCCUCAGCUCUAGUUCCCCACAUCAAUGAUAUCAAGAUCCAGUCAUCCAAAAAAUGUUUUUUAAGACGAGGGGUACUGUGGCCCAGAGAUACAAAGUACCUUACCCAGGGUCACACAGUAAUCAGCAGGAUUGGGAUUUGAACCUGGCUCUUGUGACUCCCAAGGUUGGGGACUCUUUGCCCUGCUUUGUGCUGCUUUUUGGGGGGAGGGAAAAAGAAAGUCUGGGCAGGGGAGAAGGGGACAGAAGGGAAGGCCUAGACUCUCAGAGUGGGCAUUGAGGCUAGACAGCCUUAUUUCCCCUGGUGGCGGGCAGCACUGAGCACUUGUCAGUCAUCCCUCUGGGCACCCAAUAAUGGACCCAGGCUGUUCUCUCAGAAGAGGGAGGCCAGAGAUGGCACAGAGAGCAGGGCUCAGAGGCCUGCUUCGUUUACCCUCCUGUCUUGCCCCCUCAAAGGUGGUUGUUAGGAAGAGGUGGAUGAAGGAAGCGAUGGCCCUUCUCUUUCGAGAAGGCCCCAGGGGAGGAACUAUCCAGUUGGAUUGUGGCCAGGGGCAGGGCCUCUCUCUAGGCCAGGCCUCUGCCCACUCAGUCCCAGGAGGCAUCAGGCUCCGCAGCCUGUGCCCUCUCCUUGUCCAGCCCCUUCCACCAUUUUGCACUUCUUGCCUUGGAGAGACCAGACUGGUUGGAUUCCAGCCCACCCAGUUCUCAUGCACUGGCCCAAGGUCACCUCCCCUGGGGCUGUCAGAGGCCCUCUCUGGCCCCAGCCCCCACCUUGGAAGGAAACUUGUAAAGGAAGCAUGUUCUCCACCCAGAUUUCUGAUGAAAACCUGCCCUCUGCGGCCUACCCUGCAACUUGGAACCAAGGGAAAAGUGGAGGGGUCCGUGCCCCUCCCCCGUCGCUCCCUUCUCUGUUCCUGGGAUUUGGGAACAAGGCCUGGGAGAGGGAUGGGCUGGGAGAGCCAGGCAGGGGAUGGGGAGGUGGACACGAGGCCCACCCUCCAGCUCAUGCCUUCCUGUGUGCCAACGUCUUCCAUCUGCGUGAGCUCCCAAGGGACCCCGGGUGGGCCGACGGAUUCCCUGUGCUGGAUGGGCAGAGGUGGAGACUUUGUUUUCAUUUUUAAAAGCUGAAACAACAAAAAAGAAAGAAACAACCCUUAAGAGGAAUAAUGUAUCUUUUAAUUUUUUUUUAGAUUUUUAAAGAAAAACGCAUUUAAUGAAAAGCAUUGUGCACGAAUGAAUUCUAUAUAUAAAUAUAUACACAUACAUAUCUCUCUAUAUAUUUUGGGAGGGGGUCCUGUCAUCUUUUCAUUUCCAAAAUGGAGUGUUGUUGGCUCAGUUUCCUGUGUUCGAUGUUUGAACAUCCAGCCCCCAGCUGGCUAAACUUGGCCCCCCACCCCCAGUGGCUGGGGCCGGGGGAGGAGGGGAGAGCCCCCCACCCGCUCCUGGCCUGCCUCCCUGCCUUUGUCCGCUUUGCACCUCAGCCUCUACACCCUCCCUUCCCCAACUGAUGUUUCAAGUAGAAAAACUGGUUGGUCUCGGGGUUUGGGAUUUUUUUUGGUUCUGUUGGGUUUUUUCCCUGGUUGUUUUUGUGCUAAUUACUCUUGUAUUGUACAUUUUGUUUCUCCUGCUGCUCUUCCGUAUUGUAUCAAUGCCAGGAAUGGGGAGUUAAAAGCCUAUUUUUGCCCCCCAAUAAAUUGUUACAUUCCAAAGCUUCAGGUUCUUCCGGCCCAGCCUUGGCUGCCGGCCUGUCUCUGGUUUCCUUUCUUUCUGAAGGGUGGGCUCGCUGGGGUCUCCCAGCCACGGAGACGUGCCCAGGGCCUCGCAUGUAGUAGGCACCUUAAUAAAUGCUCCUUGCCUUGAUUUAAGCCUAAUGGGAUUUCAGCGUUAUUAAUCCUCCUGAUCUUGAGAGACAACACCACAGCACCUGUGAAGGUAUGGAUGGAUCCUGAGCCAGAAGCACUGGCCAGCAACAAUUCCAGCCUCGGUUUCCUUCCUCUAGUUCUCACCUGCUCAGGCUUUAAAUAGCAGAGUCCUCUCUUUC
This is a messenger RNA of Dromiciops gliroides (monito del monte), 7276 nucleotides long. It is a transcript of the gene CBX6, whose product is annotated as chromobox 6. The coding region runs from base 118 to 1386 and encodes 422 amino acids. NCBI's taxonomy places the organism in Eukaryota, Metazoa, Chordata, Mammalia, Microbiotheria, Microbiotheriidae. The transcript has 5 exons. The record is from RefSeq and is a predicted model, not a curated record.